Monomorium pharaonis (pharaoh ant) is the source of this 1624-nucleotide messenger RNA. RefSeq lists its product as uncharacterized. The coding region runs from base 1 to 1248 and encodes 415 amino acids. The record is from RefSeq and is a predicted model, not a curated record. NCBI's taxonomy places the organism in Eukaryota, Metazoa, Arthropoda, Insecta, Hymenoptera, Formicidae. The transcript is spliced from 8 exons.
AUGGUACAUUCUUUCAUUCGAUUCUGUUUGGCGUUCGUCGUCGUUACAAUUACGGUUAGCCAAAAUAAGUCGGAAACAGUUCAGUCACAAGUCGUGAGACAAGUUGUUGAAAAAGGACAAGUUAAUAAUUUUGUGAAAGUUGCGAAAAGAGUGUUGGAGCUAUUACAAAAAAAGAAUAACGUAAUUCUCAAAAGAUUUUCUCAUAUAGCUAAAAAUUUAUUUUUAUUACAACUGAUAAUAUAUGUUUUAGUCCUUAAUCAUUGGAUAAAAACAAUAACAUGCGAUAAAACAAUAUGUCCGGGUCCAUUGGCAUAUUAUGAGGAUCUCAAUUGUACUCCAGUGUACGAACAAGAGAGCGGUUGUUGCCCGAUAAGGUACAACUGUGAUCAUCUAAAAGAGAGAUCUCCUACCAAAUGCUAUAUCAAUGAUCAUGAAUACGAGAUCGGAGAGAAACUUAAAAACGGUGAUGCAACUCCUUGUGACGAUAACUGCUAUUGCCAAUUAAACUCUAACAAUAUUGCCACAUUUAAAUGCACGCCAGUUGUUUGUUCUAAUAACGGAACAGUGAAACCAGGUUGCUAUAGAAGAAACACCGCGUUAAAUUGUUGUCCCGGAGAGGAAGUUUGUCUUGAAAAUUCCGAAGACAGAGCUGUUUGUAAUGUAGAUGGAAAGGAAUAUAGAGAUGGAGAAUCUUUUACUAUUGAAAGUGAGAAUUUAAACUGUGUAUGUCAACCAGGUUACGAAGGGAAAAACGUCCUGCCUUUCUGUAGGAAGCGUAAAUCACAUUGCAAUCCCGAUUUUUACAAUGCAACUUACAUUAUUAAAAACUGCGCUCCGAUUUAUCACUCGACACAAUCGCCUCAAACUAGUUGCAACGUAGAUUGGCUGUGUCAAAAUAAUAAUGAUACUGUUGUACAUGUUCACAAGGAUGACUUGAAAUCCGUUAUCGAUCGCCAAAUUGCCGAAAACUCAGUCAAUGACGAAAACGUUUGUCUGUUUGGUAACAUGAUCAUGCAUCGUGGUGAUAAGUUGAAACAAGGCAAUCAUUCUAAAUGUCUUAGUUGUGUUUGCGAGGUACCUCCUGUGCUCACUUGUCAACGUUUAAUUGAUGAGGAAUGCAAUUCCUCAUUCGUAACGAAUUCUUUAAGAAUCUGUCAAGAGAAUGGAUAUUGUACACAUUGGUUCGUUAAAUUGGUGCAAUCGUUCUUACACUGGAUAUAUUGGUUCCUCCAUGAGAGACAACACUAGUCAUUUAAGUGUCAACCGAAAUCUAGAUCUAAAUAGUUUAUCGGAAAUUUUUAUUUUUCAGUUUAUGUAAUUUUAGGUGCACAAAAUUAAUUCACUCGCCGGUUAUUGCUGCUGUUGUUUUAUAAACGUAGUCAUUCUAAUUUGCAUAAAAUAAAACACUUUAGUAUAUAUAAGAAAUACAUUUGUAAAUUUUAUCUUCAACAAAACUGUUUGCAAACGUAAAUGUAAAAAAUUUCAUAAUCGAUUUAUGGAUAAUUACAUUAGUCGUGUAUACUUUCAGAAAAUUAAUUUAUCUUUCGCAACGGGUUUAUCCAAUUAUAUAAAUAACAUUUGACUGCAUGAAUAGAAUUAAGUGACAAUGUAUGUAAAGAAAAAA